AUGCCCCAUUCCAGGCUCCCAACCUCCCUGUCGAUGCUCUCGCGCAUGCGCAGAGCUCGCAGCCGUCGGAUUUCUACAUUGAGCAGGAGCAGCGGCGGCGACAGGACGCCAUACAGCGGGUCUGUGAGAAGUACAAGCUGACCGGUGGCGCCUUCUCUCCGCCGCAGCUCGACCACCUCAUCGUUGAUGACGUACAUCGCAUCAUCUACUGCUACGUGCCCAAGGUCGCCUGCACCAACUGGAAGCGAGUCAUGCUAGUCCUCAACAACAACAACAACAACAACAACAACAACAACAACAACGAUAGCAACAACAAAAGCAACAAUCACAGAAAAAACAACACCUCCAACCCGCUCGGCAUCCCCGCCAACAAGUCACACCGGCGUCACCUCCUGCCGACGCUCGCCGCGCUCCCCCUAGCGGAGGCGCAGCGCCGCCUGGCGACCUACACAUCGUUCGUCUUCGUGCGACACCCGUUCGAGCGAGCGCUGUCCGCUUACCGCAACAAGUUCCAGCGCGUCUGGUCCGACUACUACCGCUUCCGCUACGGCCGAUACAUCGUCGCGCGCUACCGCCAGGGGGCGUCCAUCGAGUCGCUGGCACGCGGGCAUGACGUCACGUUCGCCGAGUUUGCGCGGUACGUUGCCGACGCGCGGACGCCGACGUGGGAACACAACGAGCACUGGCGACCGGUCGCCGACCUGUGCCACCCGUGCUCAAUCCGCUACUUCAUUCUGCAUCGCGCCGGCGUCGGCCACCUGGUGGCGUUCCCGCGCAUCGAGACGCGUGGUGGCUCCCGCACCGUCGAUCUGUUGGCGACGUAUAUGAAGAACCUGACGAAGAAGGAGGUGGAGGCGCUGAGGCGUAGAUACAGACAGGACUUUGAAAUGUUUGAGUACAAUUAUCCUCGUUAG
Messenger RNA from Priapulus caudatus, 914 nucleotides. RefSeq names its product carbohydrate sulfotransferase 13-like. Gene Ontology annotation, biological process: carbohydrate biosynthetic process. Gene Ontology annotation, molecular function: sulfotransferase activity. Lineage: Eukaryota; Metazoa; Priapulida; Priapulimorpha; Priapulimorphida; Priapulidae. The record is from RefSeq and is a predicted model, not a curated record. Gene Ontology annotation, cellular component: membrane.